This is a messenger RNA of Impatiens glandulifera, 1674 nucleotides long. Its product is annotated as DNA repair protein recA homolog 3, mitochondrial. NCBI's taxonomy places the organism in Eukaryota, Viridiplantae, Streptophyta, Magnoliopsida, Ericales, Balsaminaceae. Gene Ontology annotation, molecular function: ATP-dependent DNA damage sensor activity; single-stranded DNA binding; ATP hydrolysis activity. The transcript has 8 exons. Bases 131 to 1429 code for a protein of 432 amino acids. Gene Ontology annotation, biological process: DNA repair. The record is from RefSeq and is a predicted model, not a curated record.
AAACCCAUAAACCCUAAAACACACAAAUACCCUCUCUCUUUCUCUCUAGCAUUCGUCUACAGAAAUUCCAUGGUGUUGAAGGGAAAACAAGCUUAAUAGUUGAUAUACCCAUUUCUCAAUCACUGCUCUGAUGUCGAGGCUUUUCAAGAGCGCCUUAUCUCUCAGACGUUCACUGUUUUUCACAGAGGUAGUCUUUCUGGGUAUACAGAAAUCUAUUUGUGCAACUUCUUCACAGUUAUGCAAUUUUUCUACUAAAGGUAAAAAGAAAAAUAAAUCAAGUGGAAGUGACUCAAAUGAUGAAAAUUUGUCCAAAAAAGAGCUGGCCUUACAGCAAGCACUAGACCAGAUAACCACCUCAUUUGGAAAAGGGUCAAUCAUGUGGUUGGGUCGAGAUGUUGCUUCUAGAGAAGUGCCUGUGGUAUCGACAGGGUCUUUUGCUUUGGACAUAGCACUUGGAAUUGGCGGGUUCCCAAAGGGACGCGUGGUGGAGAUUUAUGGUCCAGAGGCUUCUGGUAAAACAACCCUUGCUUUGCAUGUGAUUGCCGAAUCACAGAAACAAGGAGGCUGUUGUGUUUUUGUUGAUGCGGAGCAUGCUCUUGAUCCAGCUCUUGCAGAGUCUAUUGGUGUAAAUACUGAAAACUUGUUACUUUCUCAACCUGAUUGUGGCGAACAAGCUCUCAGCCUUGUGGAUACCUUAAUCAGGAGUGGCUCAGUUGAUGUAGUGGUUGUUGACAGUGUUGCGGCCCUUGUGCCUAAAGGAGAACUUGAUGGAGAGAUGGGUGAUGCACAUAUGGCAAUGCAAGCUCGAUUAAUGAGCCAGGCACUUCGCAAGUUGAGCCAUUCUUUGUCUUUAUCACAAACAGUAUUGAUAUUCAUUAAUCAGGUGAGAGCAAAGUUAUCAACUUUUGGCGGCUUUGGUGGGCCCCAAGAAGUUACUUGUGGUGGCAACGCAUUGAAAUUCUAUGCAUCGAUGCGCCUGAACAUCAAGAGAAUUGGGCUUGUCAAGAAGGGAGAAGAGACGGUUGGGAGUCAGGUUCUUGUGAAGAUUGUGAAGAACAAACAUGCACCUCCUUUCAGAAACGUUGAAUUUGAGCUAGAGUUUGGAAAGGGCAUAUGUCGCGAGUCUGAGCUCAUAGAAUUAGGAUGCAAGCACAAGUUAAUUGAAAAAUCAGGAGGAGGCUAUUACAAAAUCAAUGGGCAGAUGGUUCGUGGUAAAGAUAAUCUGAAACAAUUCCUAUCCGAUAACACAACCAUAAAAGAGGAGCUGACGAUGAAUCUUAGGGAGAAAUUGAUAAAUUCCAGGUCAGAAAAAGCAAACUUGUCCGAAACAGAUGCGGCUGAUGAUGAUGAUGAAGUUCCUGAGAAAAUCGUCUCAGUUGAAUCCGUUGAAUCCACUGACGACCAAAUCGUAUCAGCAGCUGUUGCAUAGUUGUUUCUCUACUGAUGAAUGAUGUUUUUUUAGGUAAAAAUGAAAAGUUUUGAGAUAUUGAUUGGCCAAAUUAAAUGUGUUGUUUUGAUUGUUCAGUUGUAAGCAUUUCUUUUUGUUGAUUUAGAUUAAAAUGAAUUUACUUUCUUUUGUAUGUCAAAAAAUUAAUGUAGUACAUUUGAUUCCAUCUAUGUUUGUAUAUAAUUAAUUAGUAUUAUUUAAUGGUCCUAAUCAAGGAUUAUGAAAAA